AUGGCUAGAUACGACGGCAAUAGAGAUUUGUUAAUAACUGAAAAUGAAACCCUGCAAGCACAGCUGCAGGAAGCUGCCGUACAAUUGGCAGAACUACACGCACAAUUGGCCGUUAGUGAAGAGAUUCAAAAUCAGCUUGACAAUGCAUUGCAGCAAAUCAAUAACCGGGACCAGCUAAUCGCUCGCUUGAGAGCUACUGGUAAUAACGAUGUGGAAUCGAUCAGAGACACUCUUAAAAGAAAUCUCAGGCCCACAGUUGACGAAAGAGACCGAACCAUAAACGCUCUGUUGGGGGGAAUCGCCAAGCUCAAGGAGCUUGUAGCAAACCGACCGACGACGCAAACCAAGGACACUGAGACCGAACGGCUGAAAGAAGAAUUAAUUUCCACAAAAAAAGAGAACAAAGAGCUACGAAACGAACUAGCGGCGCUAAGAAAAACCGUUGAGGAGUUGAAAAAGCACUUUAUGGCCAAAAAGGCAGGCGAGCCCAUCAAAUCGAUGGGGCCCCCAGUCAUCAACCGUGACCCGAGAGCAAUGUCGAUCGACAGAAUGCAAAAUAUCCAGGCAACCCUAGAAACAGCUACAGCUGCACCAAACACUACACACUCGAACAACCACCUCAACACCAACAAGCUCAUCUCACACCGUAGUCUACCCGGGGAAAUAGUCCCCUACAUACUAUCCGAAACAGCCAGCUGCUCUGUCAGGGAGAAAGCCUUCACCCCUGCACCGGCCCCGACCGGGGUAGUACCGACUCCAGUCGACGAGCCUCCGGCGGCUGCUGGUGUAGGGGACCCGGCUUUACCCCGGACAACUCACCCCUCAGCUCUAACACCGAGAAGACAAAGAAAGGAAUCCGACCCUUACCGACCAACUACUAGUACUAAGCAACCAACGAAUGACAGGCUUCGCAUCGUGCAAUCAACUGAAGACAUAGUCAACCCAAUCCGUGCGGACCCCUUGCCAUACCCACUGUGGUCACUGGAAGGGCAGCCCGCUAGUCCACCCAAACACGACUGCCAACUGAGCUACUCCUCCACUAAUCUCAGCAGCACAAAACACGACUACAAGUCAACCGAAAAUUUAAACCACAACAUAACAUCCGAAACUGUCAGUCGCACGUUCAGGGAGAAAGCCUUCUCCCCUGCGCCGGCCCUGACCGGGGUAGUACCGACCAUAGUCGACGAACCUCCGGCGGCUGCCGGCGCAGGGGACCCGGCUUGCCUCCGGGUAAGUCGCAAUACACCCCCUGCCAUCAAGGAACCGUACUCCUCUGAAUCUCUUCCAGACAAACAAACAUCGAAGGGAAACCGACAUCUACUGACGAACCCUAGCACAAAGCAACCAACGAAUGAUCACACUAAAAGCUCAUCCCACCGAGAACCAAGCCCCGUUGCCGGAUGCUCUUGGCACCCAAUUAGGUUCCACACCUGGCAAUCGACUGAAUUCGCUUCAGUCAGCCUAACCCGCGUUGACCUCCCGAACCACCACCAACAACCGCAUUCCCCAACCGGUGAACCGGACUCUCCCAGCCGGAAUCCACCCGGAAGCCUCAGCGCACGACAGCCGAGACACAAAGUUAAUAGGGACAUACAACGCCAAACAGCACAUCAGAACAAACCAAAACAAGUAAAACCGCAUCCAAAGGACUCAACACAACGAUCACCCAGUCCAAUCGCCGGAUGCUCCCGGCACCCGGUAACCUUCCUAACAAGACGCACAACAAACGAUACUCCAGUAUUAAGCCACCGAGAUAUAACCAACGAAUCACACCCCGUAACCGAGAAUAUCAAGCGUAAGAGCAAUAAGGAAAAUGCCUUCUCCCCUGCACCGGCCCUGCUCGCGGAUGUACCGGAUCCCACCGAUGAACCUUCGACGGCUGCCGGUGCAGAGGGCCCGGCUACCCCCCGGGUAAGUUCAGCUCUCCAAUCCACACCCCGAGAACAGCUAAGCGCCCCGAACCCUCUUUCAGAAAAUCUUUGCCCAGCAGACGUUUUGGAUAUCACACGUCCAGGAAGACGAUUGACCGGCCAAACUCACGCGGACCCUUUGCCACACCCCCGACGGUCGCCGAAAGGGCAGUCCGUCUGUCAAACCGAACAUCCAACUGAAAAACAAACCGCCAUAUCCGAAAUAGAUAGCUGUACGGUCAGGGAAAAAGCCUCCUCCCCUGCACCGGCCCUGACCGUGGACGUCCCGGUUCCGACCGAAGAACCUCCGGCGGCUGCCAAUGCAGCCCCCCCCGGACAGCACGCCCAGCCUACACCGACGACGGAUAUACCUACUCCAUCAGCCAGCCUACCAGCCGACCCAAAUCCUACGGAGCUCGCGGUCUGUCUACCCUCGCCGUUCAGUGGAACAUCAACGGACUGA
Molecule: messenger RNA, 2373 nt
Organism: Topomyia yanbarensis
Lineage: Eukaryota; Metazoa; Arthropoda; Insecta; Diptera; Culicidae
Product: cell surface glycoprotein 1-like
Exons: 5
Coding region: 1-2373 (790 amino acids)
Source: RefSeq, a predicted model, not a curated record